UAGUGCACCUUUAAGAGGCUUAAUUUACUAUAGUAAAUUUAUUGCAAGAAUUCUAUUUUGUCCAUAAUAAAGUAGUAAGUAAAAGUGAAGUAAUACAUACACAGGCCGUUUUUUCAUGGCAAGUUAUGAUUUUAGUGUCCUCAUUCUCCAGGCAGUAGUCUAUGCUUCAUUUUAGCCCUCAAAUUGUCUUCACUGCAUGUAGCCUAUAAAAGGCACCCCAGCAUCUAUGUUAGCCUCGUUUAAACUACUUUACUCUCAUCAGUGCACCAUGUUUGUCUGAGGCCCUGUUACCUCCUCUUAACACAUUUAACAUCACCCAAUAGCAGCUUACAAAAAAAAUAAAGAGCCUAAUUUGGUUUUACUUGAAUCUAAUUGUUUUUCUUCGGGAAAACACUGCAUAGACUAUAAAAUGCAUAUGUAGGCUAGAUGACUGGGAUUCUGAGAGGUCUAUGCUGGGGUUCUCCUAACAUCUUGUAACACAUUCAAAGCGGUCGACCACAGACCCAUGGUCAAUACUGUGAAUCAUUCAAAUGGGCGCAUUUAUGCCUAGUUUUGACAGAGCUGCUAUUGCACCAUACAUUUAAUGAGGCUUGGAACAUGAAUUUUAGGUCUUUAUCAAUGCAAUGUGAUGUCAAUGGGCUUGUAGUAGUAUUUAACUAAAAUUACAGCCUAUGAUUAUUUGGGCCAGUUCAGCAGGAAGUCUGGAGGCCAGACCUCGUCGUCAAAGCCUGAUCUCGUCAGAUUAAGCAAGAAGCAAGGCUCGGUCUGGCUAGUAUUUGAAUAAGAAACCUCUGGAAAUACCAGGUGUAACUGUUGCUCUGUCCUUAGGCAAGAAAUAUCACUCAUAUUGCCUAAUGUGAUUGGCCUUCCUUCCGUCAGUCUGCCUCAGCGAAGCUGUGGCCACAAUACCAUCACAAACUAUGCAUGUCUGUAUGUAUGAACAAUGCUCUAUAAAGCGCUUUGGGUUUCUUGAAAGGCGAUAUAUAUAAUGCUAUGCAUUAUUACUACUGAUAAAUUUGGUCUGAGGGCCACAUUUGGCUCCCAGGCCAAAACUUGGACACCCCUGGUCUAUGCCUUUAUGAUACACAGCUAGGCCUAUUUAUUUUAAUUUUCAUUCUUUGAUUGCGUAUUUAUUGAUCCAAUACGUACAUUUUUCAUUAUGGUGCACAAAAUGUUGGAUAUCAUGGGAAUAAUGCGCCCAUCAGAAGAAUGAUGGCCAGUGCCAACUGCCUUUAACUGUAUUAUCGCGAGACUUGCUUGGCGCCGCGACCUCAUGGACGUGAAGCAGCAGCUCUGCAGAGAAAGCGAAAUGCAUCUGUGAAUAUUUGUGUAUAUUUCUGCACCACUAGAAAUCAUAAAUUGUGUGCAAUCAAUAACUGUUCCGAUCUUAAUUUUUGAGCUGAAUUUGCGCAAGUAUGUGGAUCCAGGUUCGUACAAUAGACGGAAAGGAGACGCGAACCGUAGAGGAUCUUUCUCGAUUGACCAAAAUUGAGUUGUUACGGUUAAAAAUUCAAGAUAUCUUCAAUGUAUCCCCCCAUCAACAGCGUCUGUUCUACAGGGGGAAGCAGAUGGAAGAUGGCCAAACAUUGUUUGACUACAAUGUUGGUCUAAAUGACAUUGUACAACUCCUUAUUCGUGCACAGUCUGAUACUGCAGACAGCCCUGAUGUCAAGAACUCUCUGGGUGACAUCAAAGCCUCAGCCAGUGCUAUUGCUCUGAAAACCAGUAAGGACAAUAAUGGUGAAGUCAAACCAAACACAAGUGAUCAAGCAAGUACCAACAAUGGAUUUAAAUCUAACCCGGCACAAGACUCGCAACCACCCUCCUCUAGUCGGUGCAUGCUCAUUAAUGCAGGGAUUGGAUGUUAUAAGAUUAAUGAACUGGUGGACUGCAGAGACGUCAGCAUCGGUGCUUGGUUUGAAGCUUGUAUUGAAAAUGUGACACUUGCUCCUGCCAAAGCAAAGAUAGGUCGGCCCUCAAAAAGGACUAACGGAAAGCUGGAAGCUGAGCUGGGCCAAAGCCUGAGCAUUGACUCUAACAGGAAUAACAAUGUUUUCAACACAGAGAGCAAUGGAGCCACUACCUCUCAGACCGACUCACCAGCCACAGAAACCAGGCAGGAUGUCAUUUACCACAUUAAAUAUGAUGAUUACCCAGAAAACGGUGUGGUUGAAAUGUACCCAUGCAAUGUGCGACCUCGUGCUCGGACAUUACUAAGAUGGGAUCAGCUUCAAGAAGGCAUGAUUGUGAUGGUCAACUACAACAUGGAGACUCCAGAGGAGAGGGGCUUCUGGUUUGAUGCAGAGAUUCAGACCCUCAACCAAACAUCUCGGACAAACAAAGAACUUCGAGUCAAGAUCCUUAUUGGAGGCCCGGGAGAUGUUGUUGAAGACUGCAAGAUUCAGUUCCUGGAUGAAAUCUACCAAGUGGAGAAGCAGGGUGCUCGUGCGCUUUCAGCUGCCGAUGGGCAGUUUAAACGUAAAAGUGGACCAGAGUGUAAGCACUGCAAGGCUGAUCCUGAUGCAGAAUGUCGUUUCUGUUCCUGCUGUGUGUGUGGUGGGAAGCAGGAUGCACACAUGCAGUUACUGUGUGAUGAGUGCAACAUGGCCUUUCAUAUCUACUGUUUAAACCCACCACUGUCCACCAUCCCUGAUGACGAGGACUGGUACUGCCCCACUUGUAAGAAUGACACAAAUGAGGUUGUAAAAGCAGGAGAAAAACUGAAAGCCAGCAAAAAGAGGGCUAAAAUGCCUUCAGCAACUACAGAAAGUCAAAGGGACUGGGGGAAGGGUAUGGCUUGUGUUGGGCGAACUAAGGAGUGUACAAUUGUUCCGCCAACUCACUAUGGACCUGUUCCUGGAAUUCCUGUUGGAACGACUUGGAAGUUCAGAGUACAGGUAAGCGAAGCAGGUGUUCACAGACCUCAUGUUGGUGGGAUCCAUGGGCGCGUUCACGAUGGUGCCUACUCAUUGGUACUAGCUGGUGGCUUUGAAGAUGAAGUGGAUCGGGGAGAUGAGUUCACAUACACAGGCAGUGGCGGUCGAGAUCUGUCGGGAAACAAGCGGAUUGGGGAACAUUGUUUUGACCAGACUCUUACUCAUAUGAACAGGGCUCUGGCCUCAAACUGUGAUGCCCCUCUGGAUGACAAAGUUGGUGCAGAGUCCAGGAACUGGCGAGCUGGAAAACCAGUGAGAGUUGUACGCAGCUCUAAGGGUCGACGUAUUAGCCAGUACGCUCCUGAGGAAGGCAACCGAUAUGAUGGUAUCUAUAAGGUGGUAAAAUACUGGCCUGAAGUUGGGAAAUGUGGUUAUCUUGUAUGGCGGUACUUGUUAAGACGUGAUGACCAGGAGCCAGCCCCAUGGACACCAGAAGGUCUUGAGAGGACCAAGAAACUUGGGCUUACAGUGCAGUAUCCACCAGGAUACCUUGCAGCCAUGGCUAACAAAACCCGAAAAGAGGCCAUUGCCCGACCUGGUCAAGGUGGGAAAAACAAUAGACGCUAUUCUGGAAGAGGCAGGGGAAGGAGACGACGCUCCUUCAAGAAGAAACAGGAGAAUGAGGAGGAAGACGAUGAAGAACAGUUGAUCGCGUGUUUGGAUGAUGAUGAAUUGCAAAGCAAUGGAGAUGAGCAGGAGGCAGAAGAUUGCGGUUGGACCACUCAUAAAGAGCCCCCUUCAAAGCAAGUGAAGGUAGAAGAGGCUUUCCAACUGUCCGAACAGCAGAAAAGGUUAAUUCAGGAUGACGCCGCUAACAGAAGAUUGUGGGAUGAAGCUAUGGAGCAUCUCAAAGAGGGACCAAAAUUUCUGAGUAAACUGGAGCAGUCCUUUAUGUGCUUGUGCUGUCAAGAGUUGGCCUUCCAGCCUAUUACCACAGUCUGCUCACACAAUGUUUGUAAGGCCUGCCUGCAACGAUCGUUUCGAGCGCAGGUGUACACUUGUCCCGCUUGUCGUCAUGAUUUGGGGAAAGACUAUAACAUGUCCCAAAACCAGACGCUUCAGACUCUGCUUGACCAGUUCUUUCCUGGCUACAGCAAAGGCCGAUAAAGUCAAUCAACCAGCACGUUGUACAUAGCCCUUGCUUAAGCACCCCUUUGUGCCCUUGUAUACUAUCAGUUACUAAAAGCUUCAGCUAAAAUGCUUUGCAUAUAUAUGAAGUACUUGGACUGUAAUUGUACAUAAAUCAUAAGUCAUUUAUGUAUACAUUCAUUCAUACACAAACAACCUCAUACGGGAGUAACUUUAUCUGUUGAUAUGGACAGUCUCCAUUAACGUCACCAGCCUGAAUUUGUUUUUUGCAAAGGACACUUUAAAGCUCCCUACUUCUGCUGACCUAAUGCACAUAAUUAUGAGCGCACAAAAACACCCACCACAAUGAAUCUGACCAGUUAAAGUUAAUAUUUUUUUUACUUUUCCUUUAUAUUCAAAUUGACAAAUAGGACAAAAAAUUAUAUAUUUGCACCUUACCUGCCAAAAAGAUUAAAUACACACCAACCUGCAUACAUUUAGUGUACCGCAAGUUUUAAUACAUGAUUUCUAGUUUCCCACAUGUCCUCUUAGAUUAUACUACCAAUUAUUCUGUAAACCCAAGUUGUAAAAUAGCUCUUCCUUGUCAUUUUGAGGAGCUCCACUUCCGUCAUUUAGUUGUCCCUUGUAUCGAUAGGCAAGGACUGUUCUUGUUACAGGUGUUAAUACUUUAAUCUUAUUCAUUCAAUUUUCAAUUGUCUUUUUCCCUGUUACUGUCAUAAGAUGUGAUGGCAGAUCACAUCAAAUAUGUACAUUUUGUACAUAGCUCUAAAAGUUUCACUUAAAUUUCUGACCCCUGAGUCCUUCAGUUUGUAGUGUUUUCAUUGGAAAAUACCCCCGGUAACUAAAAUGAAUCACCAUGCAGUCAGUAGGGUACAUUAAAUGCAUUAACAUGGGAGCUAGAACAUAUUUAACACACAUACAUGUAGCUUACAAAAGCUGCCCAAAGUGCUUACACAAUCAUGAACUAAAGUUUUUUUGUUUGAAAUAUUUUAAAUCAAAGAUUAUAAUUUAUUGGUGGACUGUUCAUUCAUUUUUGUUCAUUCAAAAUAUGCUAGAUCAGUUGCCAUCGUUUGUUUUACAAAUGUGAUGCGCAUAAUUUUUUGUUGUUAAAUCUUGAUCAGAUUGUUCUUUUUUUUUUUUUAUUGACAAGCUACUAAUUGUAUCCUGUCCUCUGCUUACAGUGAAUCUGCCGUAUUUACAGAUGUCUUGUAAAUCUUUUGCUUCAUGGGCUGGGACAUGUUUGAAAAAGGCAUCUAUAUUUCUAAAGUUUUUAAUCUUACGCCUUUA
Boleophthalmus pectinirostris (great blue-spotted mudskipper) is the source of this 5312-nucleotide messenger RNA. Its product is annotated as E3 ubiquitin-protein ligase UHRF2. The transcript is spliced from 16 exons. The coding region runs from base 1416 to 4043 and encodes 875 amino acids. The record is from RefSeq and is a predicted model, not a curated record. Lineage: Eukaryota; Metazoa; Chordata; Actinopteri; Gobiiformes; Gobiidae. Gene Ontology annotation, molecular function: protein binding; ubiquitin protein ligase activity. Gene Ontology annotation, biological process: protein ubiquitination; negative regulation of gene expression via chromosomal CpG island methylation.